Sycon ciliatum is the source of this 1548-nucleotide messenger RNA. RefSeq lists its product as uncharacterized. NCBI's taxonomy places the organism in Eukaryota, Metazoa, Porifera, Calcarea, Leucosolenida, Sycettidae. Bases 1 to 1548 code for a protein of 515 amino acids. The transcript is spliced from 2 exons. The record is from RefSeq and is a predicted model, not a curated record.
AUGGUUCAAGACAUUCGGGAGCGCGACCAGGCAAAUGUGCGGCGCCGCCGUUAUGAUGUUGCCUGGCUGCGGGUGCGCACCUGCACCUCGGACCCGGACUCACAUUCGACUGCAGAAAGGUACCAAGCUACCAUUGCAACCGAGCUUUUAGAUACAUGGCAAGAAAAGCACGACAUAGAUCAGAAAUGGUCCAACGUCAAGGCGGCUAUCGACAAGUCUGCUGCGUCUGUCUUGGGCUUUUCCCGGCGUCGCCAACCAGACAGGUUUCGGGAGGCAGAGUCAGCCAUCCAGUCAUUGCUAGAUGAACGGAAUCGGUGCUAUACCGACUGGCUAUGUAGUGGCCAGAGCCGCGACUGCUCGCACUACACAGCCUUUAAGGUGGCUAGAUCCAGGGCACCUGCUUCCAUAUCCUCGGCUAGGAUAGACUGGAUAAAGGCAAAGGCACAGGCGGCUACAGAGUCGAGAUUCAAUGGAGCGGUUGUAUGGAAGAGCAUCCAUGACCUCCAGUCUUGUACUCGGGGCCUCGCCCCUGUGCGCACUUCCGCCGUGCUGGAUGAGAACAGUAACAUCUGUAGUUCGCCAGAGGAGCAGAGCCACCGGUGGGGAAGACACUUUGACGGUGUCCUCAACGUGGCAAGUACAUGGAAUCGCAAUGCCCUGGACGACAUCCCACAGCGACAGGAGGUUGAUCAUCUUGCUGAGGCGCCGACUCUCCAUGAAGUCAGCCUCGCUAUCUCCCGCCUACAGAACGGCAAGUCCGCUGGAGCCUCUGGCAUCCUCCCUGAGAUGCUGAAGAGGGUGGCCCUGACCUCACCGCCAAGCUUGUGGAGCUGUUUAGCGAUGUGUGGCGUGCUGGGGUGGUCCCGCAGGAGCGGGUGGAAGCCACAUUGGUCCCCAUCCCAAAGAAAGGGGAUUUAUCUCGCUGUGAUAAUUGACGGGGUAUCUCACUGCUGGAUGUUGUGGGCAAGGUUCUGGCGAGAGUCAUCCAGACUCGUCUCCAGUCCGUGGCUGCAGAUUUUCUCCCAGAGUCUCAGUGUGGCUUCAGGAGUGGCCGAUCUUGUACAGAUUAUGGUUUUCAGUGUUCGGCAGUUCCUCGAGAAGACCAUUGAGCACGACUGCAAAGGCUUCUUUGUAUUUAUAGACCUCAAGAAAGCCUAUGAUUCCGUGCCUCGGGAUUGCCUGUGGGAAGUCUUAUCCCGAGCGGGUAUCCCUGCUCCCAUGCUUGCCGUGAUCAGUUCCUUUCACACUGACAUGUCGGCGGUGAUUCGGGUAGAGAACACGACAACUGACCCUAUCCGCGUCACGAAUGGUCUCCGCCAGGGGUGCACCAUGGCACCUGUGCUGUUUAACAUCUUCAUGUGGGUGGUGGUGACUGUGUGGCAGCGACGAGUCCGAGAUGUACCCGGUGUUGGUUUUGAGUUCCGGCAUUGUGAUGGUGACAAUAACCUUUACCGCAAGCCUACCAGUAGUGACUACACCCAAUUUCCCAAACUUGCUCCGAUUGCUUCGAUUUUGGUCUCAUUCGAUUCUCCCAGGCAUAGUACAUAG